AUGAGGCAAAGCGAGUCUCUUCAGGGAGUCUUCGUGUAUGACGAGCAACGAGAUGCAAUUGGCAAGUCCAGGAGGUAUGGAGCACUGGCAGUCGCUUCAUGUGCGACCGCGAGGAUCUUUGCUGCUGCACCGAUCUUGCUGCUGCUACCACUGGUGAUCUCGAUGAUCGAAAAGCACAGCACAGUGUUCACGCGAUCCAAGACGCGGUGGCUGUGCGUGCCGACUCUGCUUGGCUUGGUUGGCUGUGCGAUUCAGUUUUUGGUGCCCUUGACGUUUGGAUUGUUCCGACAGACGGCGCAGCUUGUGUAA
Peronospora matthiolae is the source of this 309-nucleotide messenger RNA. The record is from the annotation of a GenBank genome assembly. Lineage: Eukaryota; Oomycota; Peronosporomycetes; Peronosporales; Peronosporaceae.